Messenger RNA from Fusarium tjaetaba, 1017 nucleotides. Its product is annotated as AB hydrolase superfamily. The record is from RefSeq and is a predicted model, not a curated record. The coding region runs from base 1 to 1017 and encodes 338 amino acids. Lineage: Eukaryota; Fungi; Ascomycota; Sordariomycetes; Hypocreales; Nectriaceae. Gene Ontology annotation, molecular function: hydrolase activity. The transcript is spliced from 2 exons.
AUGGCACUCUCAAGAGAGGAACGACUGCAGCUCGCAGCUAUUGAUCCCGAGCUGAACGAUUACCUCAAAACAAUAAAUAUUCCCCAAAUUGACACUUCUGAUCCAACGAAGGCGAUCACAAGUUUGAGAUGGUAUAUGAAAAGCCUGCAUAAGCUGCCCGAUCCAGAGAGCGGUGUUGCUGAGCGCGAUAUCCAUUACACUGCAAGAGAUGGGCACAAGUUGCGUGCUCACGUUUACGAGCCAGCUGAAAGGUCCGAGUCACCUCCACCGUUGGUUGUUUAUAUCCAUGGCGGUGGGUGGACUAUCGGAUCCCCAGAAGAUGCUCAGCGCUCGUGUCGUGAUAUUGUACAAAAGCUAGGGGUCGUUUGUCUGGCGCCUUCUUAUCGUCAAGGACCUGAAGACCCAUUUCCAGCUGGCAUAAACGAUAUCUGGGACAGCUUGAAAUGGAUUGCUGCGAAUGCAGAGUCUGAACUGAAGGUCUCACUAUCGAAGGGUCUUAUCAUUGGUGGUUCAUCAGCUGGUGGAAACAUGGCUGCGAUAGCCAGCCAUCUGGCCCGAGAUGAUAAGCUUACUCCUGCGAUAACUGGCGUCUUUCUGCUCGCUCCAAUGAUACUGCCACCAGAGAAGGAAGAAGCGCUGCCUGAGAAGUACAAGGGCCUUUAUUUGUCUCGAACUCAAGCUGAGUGCAAGAACGAUCCCAUUCUCACGCCAGCCUUGGACAAGAUAUUCCACGACUCUGCAGCUGGAGAUAUGUCGUCGCCGCUCUUUGUCCCAUUCAUCUGGCCAACGGGUCACCAGGACUUACCUAGGACGUAUUUCCAAGUUUGUGGAAUGGAUGUCCUUCGUGACGAGGCCUUGAUCUACGAGCAAGUGUUACGUGAGGAUAAUGGGAUUGAGACUCGGCUGGAUAUUUAUCCUGGAAUGCCUCAUAUCUUUUGGGGUGCUUUUGCGCAUUUGAGCCAAGGGAAGAAAGCAGCUGUAGAUCUUGUUAAAGGCAUCAAGUGGCUUCUAAAGUGA